GUGAGGGUAAUUGAAGUCACCCAUUAUUACAGCUCAGUCUCUCUGAUUUGCUUCUUCAACUCCAGGUCACACAGCAUUUUGAUCCAGAGCCCACUACAGAGCUGGCUUCUCCACAUAUGCCGAUGUUUGCACGCCAGCGGAAAUUUGGUAGAUGAGAGGAGGAGGGCCAGAUUCCAGAGGGCUGCCUCUUAAGGCAAGGAGGCAGAGUCCAGGAGCACUUAAGGGCUCAGUCUGCCUUUGAACAGUGUUGACUCAACUUGUUCCCUCUGACCUUUCCAAGGUUCUUCUCUUUGCAUUGCCUCACCUUGCAGCAACCAGGACAGUACAUUGGAAGUCUACACUGACAUCUGAUGGGACCCCCAAAUUCAAAUCCCCAUUAAGUCUUAAAAUUCACUGGGUGACUAUGAGCCAGUCAUUUCUCUCUUAGCCUAACCCAUCUCACAGGGUUGUAGCCAUGUAUGCCACUCUGGGCUCCUUGAAGGAAGACCAGGAUUUGUUAAAAAAAAAUGUAAAUGUGAAUGAAUGAAUGAAAAAAAUAAUAAUUAAUAAAAGCAGAGCUUUGCCAUGCUCCCCCUGGGCUUUUAAAAAACAACUAAAGAUCUAUCUUUUUAGAGAGGUCUUUUAAUGUUUUAUCUAUUGUUAGCUUUUACCUUUUAAAAUGUGUAACUUUUAAAAUGUGGUUUGAACUGGAUCUUUUGUUUUCUGUUAAUUUUAUAGUGUUUUACAUUUUAUCCGUUUAACUGAUUUGGUGAGCCAUCCUGAGCAGCAGUGCACUACAGGGGCAAUAUUUUCAAUAAAUGAUAAAUAACAAUAGAAGAGUUUCUUAAACUCUUUGAGCUUGGCCCUACCUUCUGAACUUAGUUUACAUUCUCCCUUCAUCCCUUGCAACCCAGCCCCUCAAGGACCAACCAUCUGUUCCAAGCAGAGUAGGCAUCCAUGCAUGCAACAAUUAAAUGCACGUGGCCUGAUGCUGUGUGUAAAAGUCUGUAGACAUAAGCAACUUAAGCCGGAGAUGACUCCAACUGCAAGUCAGUUAAGGUUAGCUUUCAGGAACCCAGCAAAACAAAUAUGAUCUGCAGAUCGAUACACCAAGAUGAAAACCGCCACCAAUAUCUACAUCUUCAACCUGGCCUUGGCAGAUGCGCUGGCCACUAGCACACUGCCCUUCCAGAGUGCAAAGUAUCUGAUGGAGACCUGGCCCUUUGGAGAACUGCUUUGCAAGGUGGUCCUCUCCAUCGACUACUACAACAUGUUCACAAGCAUCUUCACCCUCACCAUGAUGAGUGUGGACCGGUACAUAGCUGUCUGUCAUCCAGUCAAGGCCUUGGAUUUUCGCACCCCAGCUAAAGCAAAGCUCAUCAACGUUUGCAUCUGGGUCCUCUCCUCCAUUAUUGGAGUGCCCAUCAUGAUCAUGGCUGUCACCAGGUCUGAAGGUGGCAUUGUGUUGUGUCUUCUCCAGUUUCCUGAACCUCACCUCUACUGGGACACAGUCACUAAGAUCUGUGUGUUCAUCUUCGCCUUCUUGGUCCCCAUUUUGGUCAUCACAAUCUGCUACGGGCUCAUGAUUCUCCGCCUGAAGAGUGUGCGCCUCCUCUCCGGUUCUAAGGAGAAGGACCGCAACCUACGCCGUAUCACCCGCAUGGUGCUGGUGGUGGUGGCUGCCUUCAUCAUCUGCUGGACUCCCAUCCAAAUUUUCAUCAUUGUCUGGACCCUGGUGGGCAUUGACAAGAAGAACCCCUAUGUGGUGGCCAGCCUGCACUUUUGUAUCGCUCUGGGUUAUACCAACAGCAGCCUCAACCCUGUCCUGUAUGCUUUCUUGGAUGAAAACUUCAAGAGAUGUUUCCGGGAGUUCUGCCUCCCCUUUCGGUCACGGAUGGAGCAGAACAGCUUCAGUCGGGCCAGGAGCACCAUGCGGGAGCGCGUUUCCACCUGCACUCCUUCAGAAGCCCUCAAUAAGUCAGCAUGACUAGACAUGGACAGCCACAAGAGAGGCUCCCGGGGAUACAGACGGGAUGAACUGCAAUCAGAAGUGACUCAGGUCACCACUACAGAAUUUUAGUAGAAAUAGGAAGAGGAGCCACUGGGGAAAGGGGCUGUUCAAUGACACUUUGGACUCUUCAGAGUAACUUUCUCCCAUGUAUAAAAUGUUCUUAUGGAUUAUUUUAAGCAGAGUUUUCGCAAAUCCAUGGAGGACAAAUCUAUCAAUAGCUACUAGUUCUGUAGGUAGCUGUAGGCUACCUCUGGAGCUAGGAUGCCUCUGAAUACCAUCUGUAGGGAAGCAACGGCAGGAGAGAUACCUUCAUUGCUUACUCUGUUGCUUGCUCCAUCUCCAUCUCCUGGUAAUGGCUUCCCAGAGGCAUCUGGUGGGCCACUUUGGGAAGCAGGAUGCUGGACUAGAUGGGCCUUGGAUCUGAUGCAGCACCAAGGAUCUUCUUAUGUUAUGUUCUUAAACUCAGAAGAUGGGCAAAACCAACUGCAGUUCGAGUCAGGGGGUGUGAAUUUCUAAGGAUGAGAACUUUUAAUGGGUGAAAUGAAUUCUCAAAACUGACAUCCAACUGAAUGUCUUUUACAGAUUCAUUUCCUAUAUUUUUAUGGCUUUAAAUCAAAGACUCAUCACACACAUUUGCUACCUUGCAGGUUGAAUUGUGGCUUAUACUUUCAUUGCUUAUUCUGUUGCUUCCUCCAUUCAUUACUUGCUAGGUGUUUUGAUGAGCCAAUAUUUGAAUACUACUUAGCAGCUGAGGAGGGUUGACUGAAGUGCCCAAAAAACUAAAUAGUUGCCAUCUGUUGCAGAACAGCGAUGCUUUCUUUUUUAAGUGAACUUUUCAAAAACUAUGAAAUGUAUCCAUUCAGAGGAACAAAUAUUAGAAUUUGAUUUGUAAA
Molecule: messenger RNA, 2883 nt
Organism: Hemicordylus capensis (graceful crag lizard)
Lineage: Eukaryota; Metazoa; Chordata; Lepidosauria; Squamata; Cordylidae
Gene: OPRD1
Product: opioid receptor delta 1
Exons: 3
Coding region: 1094-1966 (290 amino acids)
Biological process (GO): G protein-coupled opioid receptor signaling pathway; neuropeptide signaling pathway
Cellular component (GO): neuron projection; membrane
Molecular function (GO): neuropeptide binding; G protein-coupled enkephalin receptor activity
Source: RefSeq, a predicted model, not a curated record